Molecule: messenger RNA, 1028 nt
Organism: Dioscorea cayenensis subsp. rotundata (Guinea yam)
Lineage: Eukaryota; Viridiplantae; Streptophyta; Magnoliopsida; Dioscoreales; Dioscoreaceae
Exons: 3
Coding region: 26-880 (284 amino acids)
Source: RefSeq, a predicted model, not a curated record
CUCCCUUCUCCUCUUGACCAAAGUUAUGCAAGGGAGAACUGAUACCCAGGCUCUCAUCACACCUUAUAAUUCUCAAGUCAGUUUGCCCCACUCGUCACCAUUUACAUCAUCGGCUUUCUUCGAUAUGGCUAUAACUCAUGAUGAUCUUUCCCUCCGGCGUCACAAGUUCAGUAACAUCAACAGCAAGUUAGCUCACUCCCUCGUAGUUUUCUCCGUUGUAUGUGGCCUCUUCAGCUUCAUUCUCUGCCUCACCGCGGAGGCCGCCAGGUCCGAGGUAUCAUGGAUGAUCAUAAACAGACCAAGCAACGAAAAAUCGGAUAUGUGCAUUUACAGCGGGAGCGGGAAAACUGCACUCUUGUGCGCUGUUGUUGCGUUGUUGCUCCUUGCAGUUGCUAUGUUUACAGAGCACGCAAACAUGCUGGUCGUCGUCACCAGCACCCAACAGCCUGCUAUUGUCCCUUGGACAUCAUCACAGAAUCCACGAGUGUCGCACUCAUCCAAAGCUUUCACGUUACAAGCCUGCAUUUUAAUCAUCACUACAUGGAUAUGCUUUGCAAUUGCGGAGGUUCUUCUGUUAGUCGGAAUUGUUGUUGAAUCAAGUCACCUGAGAAACUGGACACAGCCGAGAUCAAGCUGUCCUGCUGUUCGGCCGGGGAUGUUUGCAGCAGCAGGAGUCUUCGGGUUGGUUACUAUUUUCCUCGGAGUUGGACUUUAUCUAACUGCGCUAUUAGCACAAAAGCUGGAUCAGCAGGACGAAAACAUCGAUCCCUCUGAAUACAUGCCUCACCAAGGCUAUCCGCACAGCAUUCCCGCUGCUCCUCAACUUCCAUUCUCUGCUGAAAACCAGCUGCAUGACAAGGCCUCAACUUCUGCUGUGUAAUUCAAGAACACUGCAACCUUGUUUACAACAUUCAGUUCACAAUAACAAUCUUGUAACAGAUAUGUUUUCAUUACAACCAUUUCAUGAAUCCAUCCAAAACAGUGUAGCCAUGUUUUUCACAAAAGAAUACAAUUUAUUCUUCUUCUUC